Messenger RNA from Nematostella vectensis (starlet sea anemone), 1103 nucleotides. Its product is annotated as TM2 domain-containing protein CG11103. The transcript is spliced from 4 exons. NCBI's taxonomy places the organism in Eukaryota, Metazoa, Cnidaria, Anthozoa, Actiniaria, Edwardsiidae. The record is from RefSeq and is a predicted model, not a curated record. Bases 12 to 620 code for a protein of 202 amino acids.
ACCAGUGCAUCAUGGUAAUCGAGUUCGACAAAAUGGCGGACGCGCGAUGGGUUGUGUGGGAGAUUUGGUUUAUGUACUCGCUCUUAGCCGUAUAUUUUACUGAAAUAGUGGCCUACACGGGUCAACUAGAUAGCAGAUGCUUUAAUGAGUCAUGUGGAAGGACGUUCGACCCUCGAGGACCACUAGUCGACUGCCAAUACUUGCCGCUUGAUUUCCUAGACUGCGAACAACCGCUCGAUUUAAAGGGAAACAGCAGUGCAAAGAAAGAGCAAGGAUAUGGUUGCGUAAAAUUUGGGGGGUCCAGGUAUGACGAAGUUGAGAGGACCAGGGUUUGGUGCACUGUUCUUGAUGGCAUUGAAUGCUAUGGGGAACGACGGUUCCUUGGCAGAGAAGUGCCCUGUAUCAAAUACAGUGGCCAUUAUUUUGUGACCACACUUCUGUACUCCAUUCUGCUGGGGUUCCUCGGUGUCGAUCGCUUCUGCCUUGGACACACUGGUACUGCAGUGGGCAAACUCCUAACCCUUGGGGGCCUAGGGAUCUGGUGGGUGGUGGAUGUUAUACUAUUAGUCACUGGAAGCUUAAAGCCUGAAGAUGGAAGCAACUGGAAUCCAUAUUAUUAGACUUUUUAAAGUCUCAAAAUAGAAAGCUAGAAGCAAAUGCUAGAAAUGAGACGGAAGAAAACGUUGAUAAAGUUUGAUAAAACUUUCAUUUCUCAUGUAACAUGAUUACACUUUUACUAACUUGUGAAUUGUGCCAAAAAAAAACACUGGAACCUGCCCUUUGGGAGUAGGGCCAUAUUUGGGGCUUACUUUCAUAGACAAAUAUCAGUGAAAAAGGGGUGACUUUGCUGGUUUGUACAAUGAAACUCUAUGUAUAAAGGACUCUAUGAUUAAGAGGAAACUCAGUCCUUCUAGAAGGGUCACAAUGUAUGUAGAUUUACGCUAGAAAUACAGUAUUAAGUCAUGGUCCUUUCUGGCCACUGGCUGUGUUAAUGAUAAAGACAUGCGAAUGUAAAUAUUGUAAAUAUACACCAAAUAUCAUAUUAUAUGGAUUAUUGUGAAUUCAAAUAUCAGAAAAAAUAACAAAACUCCUGGUGAGACAAA